AUGCCGCCCGCUUUUUGGCCCAUUCCUACGUUGUGGGUAUGUGCCAAGGAUCGUCACCGCGAGCGGUCGAAGAAUCAAGUUCCGUCCGGGCUCGAGCCCCCCGCGCUGGCAGCCAUCGCCAGAAGAAGCUCGACCAUGGAGCGAGACGCACCCUCCCGUCCGCUCGCAGGGGCGUCCGUCGCCAGCCGCCGGCACCUGCUGCCGGCAGCCGGCGCGACGCACUUGCCGCGUCGCCCGGCACCCGACGACCAGCCGACCGAGGACCUCAUUCCGAUGGGCGAAGGACGCUUUCAGGCGAUGGUCAUGGUGGCCUCGACGCUGGCCGGCACCGCCUUCCUGCUGCACCUGAUCAGCUUCCGGGCGACGACGCGCGUCAUGGACCACUGGUGCCGGCCGCCGGACGCCUUCGCCAACCUGAGCGCCGCCGAGUGGCGCAGCACGGCCAUCCCCGUCGAGGCGGACGGCAGCCGGAGCCGGUGCACGCGGUUCGAGCCCCCGGACGGCGGCUCGCGCGCCCGCGUGGUGCCCUGCGACGCGUGGGACUUCGACACGGAGCGCUACGGCAACAACGCGGUCAGCGAGUGGCGCCUGGUGUGCGACCGGCGCUGGCUCGUCGAGCUGGCCCUGCUCGUGUACGUGGCCGCCUGCGUGCUGUUCCUGCCGCUGGCCGGCGCGGCGGCGGACCGCGUCGGCCGCCGCCGCGUCAUGCACGCCUCGCUCGCCGCGCUCGUGACGGCCGGCUUCGCCACCAGCCUGGCCAACUCGUACCUGCUGUUCGUCGCGCUGCGCAUUGUCGUGUCGGCUGCCAGCAACGUCCUCUGCCUCGUCCUGUACGCCGUGCUCUACGAGGUGACGACCCCCGCACGCCGUGACCGCUACUGCUUCGCGGCCGCAGCCGGCGCGUCGGUGGCCGCGCCGCUGUCGAUGCUGCUGCUGUCGCGGCUGCGGCUGGGCUGGGAGGCCCUGCACCUGGCGCUGAUGGCGCCCACGUCGGCGCUGGCGCUCGCCUACUGCAGCGUGGGCAGCGAGUCGCCCGCGUGGCUCGUCCGGGCGUGGAACGCGCGCGAGGCCGAGACCGUGGCCCUGCGCGCUGCCCGCAUCAACGGGGCCCCGCUCGACGAGUGCCGCGCCUGGUUCGCGCGCGAGACGCGGCGGCGCGACAGCGAGGUGCCGCUGCUGCUCUUCGACCAGAGCCCGCUCGCCAUCUUCGCGCCGGACGUGCGAGGGAGCCUCGUGCUGCUCUCGUACAUCUGGGCCGCCACCAGCUUCGCCUUCAAUCAGGUGAACCUGAACGACAUCCUUCCCGUGAAGAGCGCGCUCGCGGCCGCGGGCAUCGUGUGUAUGGUGCCCAUGUACGGCGCGGCGUACGCCUGCUGCGUGCGCUUCGGCGCCCGGCGCUCCAACGUGGUGGCGGGGCUGGCCUUCAGCGCGCUCGCCGUCGCGCUGGCCGCCACGCACGGGCACCAGCUGCAGAGAGUGAGCGUGGCUCUCGUCGUCGUGCUGCGCAUGCUCGGAAACCUGGUAUUCGUGCUGGCUUUCGUGGUCACCGUGCGCCAGUACCCGGUGGCCGCCCGCUGCACCGGCCUCUGCUGGGGAUUCGCACUCGGCCGCCUCACCGGACCGCUGGGCGAGGUGCUGUUCCGGCUGGCGCCCCUGCACCGGCGCGACAUCGCCGUGUGCGUGGUGGCCAUCUGCAUGGCGCUGGCGGCCGUGGCCACCGAGUACCUUCCCGUCGCGGGCCUGCUGUCCGCCUCGGGCCGCGUGGAGGGCGCGCCGGGCGGCGCGGUGCCCGUCGCGGCGUACCCGUCGCGCAGGGUCAGCCUGGCCACCGCCGACGAGCGCCGCCGCUCCAUGCAGGACUCGCUCGUGCCUCUGCCCAAGGGCCCGCACAGGGAGCGUCGCCGGCCGCGGUCGUCUGUCGACGACCGACUGCCCGAGCAGUACUCCGUCAGGGUCUCCGGCAGCAUGUCGCUGCCCUCCACGUCCUCCGUCAGCCGCCACUGA
Dermacentor andersoni is the source of this 2004-nucleotide messenger RNA. Lineage: Eukaryota; Metazoa; Arthropoda; Arachnida; Ixodida; Ixodidae. The record is from RefSeq and is a predicted model, not a curated record.